Molecule: messenger RNA, 1637 nt
Organism: Daphnia carinata
Lineage: Eukaryota; Metazoa; Arthropoda; Branchiopoda; Diplostraca; Daphniidae
Product: glutamate-rich WD repeat-containing protein 1-like
Exons: 9
Coding region: 75-1508 (477 amino acids)
Molecular function (GO): protein binding
Source: RefSeq, a predicted model, not a curated record
GCCCUGAAUUCGUCCAUCAAAGCACAACAGGAUUAGUUGCGAAGUUUUUCAUAUUUUCCGUCGGCUAAGAAGAAAUGAGUGAUAAAGAGGAAGCGAUGGAUGACAGCGUUCGUUUUAAUGACGAAGAAAUGAAAGCAGAAGAUGAUGACAACGAAUGUAAUGAAAACCUUGACGACGGAAGUGACAGUGACGCUGAAGAUGAUGACAACGCCAGCCAAUAUGAUGACGACAGCCAAGAUGAUGGUGACACAGUGGAAGAAGAUGUGUCACAAGGACCACAGCAAACUUACUUACCUGGAAAACCAUUGGAAGAAGGAGAAGAGCUUGUCUGUGAUGAAAAUGCCUACCUUAUGUUCCACCAAGCCAAUACAGGCGCCCCUUGUCUCAGUUUCGACAUAAUUCCUGAUGGUUUGGGAGCUGAGCGCACUGAUUUCCCACACACAGCCUAUUUGUUAUCUGGAACACAGGCAUCAACUGAAUUCACUAAUCGCCUUAUUGUCAUGAAAAUGUCAAACAUGCAAAAAACACAACCUGAAUCAGAUAGUGAAGAUAGUGAUGAGGAAGAUGAUGAGACCAUGAUGAAACCAGAUCUUGAAUGUGCUAUUAUCCACCACCAGGGAUCUGUGAACAGAGUCAGGAUGUGUGUAGUUGGUGACAAGCCUCUUGCAGCUUCCUGGUCAGAGACAGGUAAGGUUCACCUAUGGGAUCUUACUCACCCACUGAAAGCUGUAAAUGACCCAGUGCUGUUGAGGACAUAUGUUGAAAACAAAGAAAGUCCCAGACCACUAUUCACUUUUAAAGGUCACACUACGGAAGGUUUUGCAAUGGACUGGUCUGUGCCAAUGCCGGGAGUUCUUGCGACCGGAGACUGCAAAAAGAACAUUCAUAUUUGGAAGCCCAGUGAAGGUGGCCUUUGGGUAGUUGAUCAGCGGCCUCUUGUUGGCCACAAUGCUUCAGUUGAAGACUUGCAGUGGUCCCCAAAUGAACCCAAUGUUCUCGCUUCUUGUUCCGUUGAUCGAAGCAUCCGUAUUUGGGACACACGAGUACAGCCGAAUAAAGCAUGCAUGCUCACUGCCGCGAAUGCCCACGAUAAUGAUAUCAAUGUUAUCAACUGGAACAAGCGAGAGCCGUUCAUCUUAUCCGGCGGCGAUGAUGGGAAAUUGCAUGUAUGGGAUUUGCGCCAAUUUCAGGCUGGAACUCCUGUUGCAACGUUCAAGCAUCACACGGCGCCUAUCACUUCGGUAGAAUGGCACCCGACGGACUCGACCGUAUUCGCAUCAGCUGGAGCUGAUGAUCAAAUAGCAUUAUGGGAUUUGGCUUUGGAAAAAGACGAAGGAGUAGACGGAUCGAAUGUAGAUCCCGAACUUGCAGAUUUACCGCCACAACUAUUGUUCAUUCACCAAGGACAAAAAGAAAUUAAAGAAUUGCACUGGCAUCCGCAGAUUCCUGGCAUGAUAAUCAGUACCGCUUUAACUGGUUUCAAUAUAUUCAAAACUAUUAGCGUAUGAGGAGUGGAAAUUAAUAAUGAAGUUACCUUGAUUUUCACCCGAUGAAUUACAAAACCGCAUCUGUGUUAAUUAAAUGUCUCAUUGUUGGUCGACCGUGCGGGCAAUUCUAAUAAAAAAAAAUAUUAGGAA